AGCGCGGAGCCAGCGCUGCCGAGCCGGGGAGGAGGAAGUCGGAGCCGCGCUGCUUCCUGUGCCCAGGCUGCUGAUCGCAGACAAAGCUGGGUGGGGACGCCGCUCUCUGGGCUGCCGCUGAGCCCGCCGCCCUGCCCCGCCCAGCCCGGAGAAGGCGAGCUCCAGCUGUCUCCCCGGGCGAGCCGCGAACGGAGCUAGAAGCUAUCGGUGCAAUCCGGCUCGAGAGAUCCUUGCUGUGUCUGCAGUGUGCAAACGGUAAUAGGGACUCAGGAUCACAGGAAAGUGGCCGCUAGAUAUGCAUACCCUGCUCAGAUAACCACGGAAACCACCCCACUCUUCGCUGGUAUUGACUAUUGAAGAUCGGCAGACCUUCCGCUAGAGAAGCAACUCACAGAAAAGACCGUUUUGCACAUCUGAAAAGCACAACCGGCACUCAGAUGGCCAGCAACAACACUGCCAGCAUAGCACAAGCCAGGAAGCUGGUGGAACAGCUGAAAAUGGAGGCCAACAUUGACAGAAUAAAGGUGUCAAAAGCAGCGGCAGACUUGAUGGCGUACUGCGAAGCCCAUGCCAAGGAAGACCCUCUACUGACCCCGGUGCCAGCUUCAGAAAACCCCUUUAGAGAGAAGAAGUUCUUCUGUGCAAUUCUGUAAGCCCUCCAUGAGCCUGACAUGCACUCAGCCCGCUCUGAACACUGAUGUAGCGUUUUUAGCAAUGUGGACAACUUUCUAGUCCACAGAAUUUAAAAAAAUAACAACAAGGCUGGGAGAUCCGGAGAUGUGCAUGUUUAAAGAAACUGGUCACCUUUUGGGGGAAUAAGAUCUACAUCAUGAGGUAGAAGAUCUGCAGAGUCAUCGAGAGAGAAAAAUAUGUAAAGAUUGUGUCACUUUUCUGCUCACAAAAAAAUAGAAAAACCAACAAAAAACCUUUGUUUGAUCCAUAUUUAAAAAAGACACUUGUGCUGAGCAAGGUAAAGGUUGAGGCUCUGUAUAACCUCAUUGGAAUGAUUAUCGUUGGGUUUUUCCAAAUAAUGCUCUUAUUUAAAUUGAAUUGUCAAAUAUCGCAACAGGCUAGAUUACUAUUAUAUUACUAAACGUUCAGUCUUGUGCUUUUUUUUUUGUUUGUUUUUUGCAUUAGAGUAGCACAGAGAUGGAUGGGAUUCCUCAAAAGAUGAUAAACUAAACUGGUUAGCAAGGGCUUAGUCAGUGAUACUUCACAUCUGCAGUGUGAACACUGUCUGUCUGUGUGUUUCUUGCAACCUAUUACCACAACUUCUGACACUUGUAUAUGGUAGCUUCAAUUCUGCAAGUAAAAGUAAAUCAGGUGUUGUGA
This is a messenger RNA of Gopherus evgoodei (Goodes thornscrub tortoise), 1332 nucleotides long. RefSeq names its product G protein subunit gamma 2 (gene GNG2). NCBI's taxonomy places the organism in Eukaryota, Metazoa, Chordata, Testudines, Testudinidae. The record is from RefSeq and is a predicted model, not a curated record. The transcript is spliced from 5 exons. Gene Ontology annotation, cellular component: heterotrimeric G-protein complex. Gene Ontology annotation, molecular function: G-protein beta-subunit binding. The coding region runs from base 438 to 653 and encodes 71 amino acids. Gene Ontology annotation, biological process: G protein-coupled receptor signaling pathway.